Amoebophrya sp. A25 is the source of this 461-nucleotide messenger RNA. The record is from the annotation of a GenBank genome assembly. NCBI's taxonomy places the organism in Eukaryota, Dinophyceae, Syndiniales, Amoebophryaceae.
AUGCAAAUUGGUGAGCCGCCUCUAGCGAGGUCGGCGUGUUCUGGUUUAGGGACGGAAGUGGAUCAAGCACUAGCGUCCACUAUUUUCCAUGAUCGGCCCGCCUAGACUAAACCUCUAAUGAGCUGUAAGCAUUGAGCAGUGCUGUCUUACAGCCUUCGGCUGCGUCCUAAUUACAUGAAGUGAGAGGCUUAGUGCCUACGGUAAAUCCAGUACUCUUUCGUUCCUUUAGUACAAGUUGCUUCAAUGAUGUGAGGCUGGGUCUCCAUUCUUAGAAACGAAGCCAACUCAAUUUGCGAAGCGAAAAGGGCUGUCUGCGUUUUCUUGUCCUUGUUUUUCUUUCAGAAUGAAAAAUAUCUUGCGAAUGUGAUCAAAAUGAAGAUGAAGGUCGCUGCACUCCUUGCGACCACAUUUAUCGACUUCGUGGCCUCGUGGGUUUCUGCCACCUGUCUACGAUUUUCGUG